UAAUUCUUAAUUUCCACCGUCGUCAUUCCUCUCCCCUCUGCCGCCAAUCUCUGAGUCUUUAUUCAAUCCCUCCCGCGUUUUCUUCUUCUUCUUCAUUAUAAUAAUAAUUAAAGGAACAUAUCUUCAUCUAUGUCCAAAAUCCCAGGAUCCCGAGUCCCUAACUUGACCCCUUUUUCCAGAUCAAUCAUGGCCUGGUUUCGUAUCCUCACCCGAAUGUCCGCCACCGCCAAAUCUUGGUUGCCUUCGUCUCAGCCUUCGCUACUCCGAACCAUACCCACUACCCGAGUAGCCUUCGCGUCUCUGAUGCUGCCCUCAUUUCGGAACUUGAGGGCCCACCAAAGGCGGCGAGAGGUCGAGAGUGGUGGUGCUGGGAUCCGGUUUAGGCGGCUACCGGUUGAUGAAGGGAAUCGAUACCAGUAUUCGCGGCAGAGGGGAGAGGAACGAUGACGGUGGAAAAUAAUGAUUAAAUGAAUUAGGUUUUAUUUUUUUAAUUAUUAUAAUAAUUUGGUGAAAAAUAAAAAAAUAUUUUUAUUUUUUAAUUUUUAAUUGCAACAUCACUCAUUUAACGAUCAACAAUAAGAGUUAACCGCUACAUUGCAAACGUUAACAGAGGCUAAUGGCCAAUGACCAAACUUGAACUUUUAACCUAAUUUAAGUGACUACGGAUGGAAUAAAUUAAUUUUAGUGGC
Molecule: messenger RNA, 689 nt
Organism: Linum trigynum
Lineage: Eukaryota; Viridiplantae; Streptophyta; Magnoliopsida; Malpighiales; Linaceae
Source: the annotation of a GenBank genome assembly